GGAUGAAAAGAGACUAUCCGGCUCUUUGUUCAACGAAGGUGGCAGCAGCGAAGGCUAUAAUUUAUUCUCCAUGUGCGAGCAAUACUUCUCUUCAAAACAUCUCACCUUUAACUACCGAUCCAGAGGGCUCGCACCUGAACGUGCCUAUGCCGAAGGAGGCACUCCCAUCGUGUUCAGGAUACCUUCCCGUCAGCACGUCCACUCCGAAGUCUCGUAUGUUCUAUACAUACUAUGAGGCGACAGAACCCUCAAGGUCGCUUUCAGAGACUCCGCUUCUUCUUUGGCUGAACGGUGGUCCAGGUUGUUCAAGUAUGAUUGGCAAUUUCUAUGAGAUUGGUCCCUGGAAAGUCGAUAUAACAGAUGACGACAUUGACAGCCUUCACCUGCAAAAGAACCCAUGGGCUUGGAACAGAAGAUACGGCCUGCUAUUUAUUGAUAAUCCGAUUGGCACAGGGUUUAGUGUCGCGGGACGAAUUGAGGACAUUCCUCAAGACCAGCCUACAGUGGCAAAGCACUUAUUUAAUGCCCUCUCAACAUUCUUUGAAAUGCAUCCGAGCUUGUGUGACCGUCCAUUCUUUGUUACGGGGGAGUCAUAUGCAGGGAAGUAUGUGCCUGAGCUCAGCUGCUUGGUGAUGGAGCAGCAGCAACGAGGCCAGGGCCUCCCAGUAAGAUUUGCAGGAAUUGUUAUUGGGAACGGCUUCACAGACCCUCGGAUUCAGGUGCAAGUUCAUGAGCAUGUCGCUAGGGCCUUCAGCAUUCUUACUGGCCAACAGGCAGACUACGUAAAGGAGGAGGCCAACAGGGUGGUUCAACUUAUUUACAGGGAAGAAUGGGAGGAGGCACAUUAUGCACGCACCGCCCUAUGUGAAUGGAUAGAGCACAAAGCGGGAAUCCCAACGCUGCUGGAUAUUCGACGACAUGCCAAAUACCAUGCCACACAAGGUGGAGUGGACUCUGAAGCAUGGAUGCGCUCUCUGUCCUGGAAAGGUACAGACAGCUUCUGGAAUGCCGAGCGCAUGGUGUGGCUUGUAUCUGGAAAAAGAGAAGGAUAUUGGAGGCAGUGGAAGAAUCUGACUCAUGUGAUCGUGACUGGUGCUGGACAUCAAGUGCCUGCUGAUCAACCUGAGGCUGCAGCAGCCAUGAUCGAGACAUGGGUUGAGCAACAUAUCUCACUGGAGAGGCCGACCUCACAGGUGCAGAUUGGUCAGCCCUUGGCUGUGGAGACUGGGGGGGUCGAUGAACCAGAUGUUCAGCCUGAGCUGACCUUGGAAGCUGCAAUGGCCUCACUGGACCAUAGCGCAGGGGAUCAAGCGCUUACUAGAACAAGACUCUAG
Closterium sp. Naga37s-1 is the source of this 1334-nucleotide messenger RNA. The record is from the annotation of a GenBank genome assembly. NCBI's taxonomy places the organism in Eukaryota, Viridiplantae, Streptophyta, Zygnematophyceae, Desmidiales, Closteriaceae.